ACUGCCUCGAGUUGUAGGAACGAAUUGAUUAAUGUGAAAAGCAUCCGUGCAUCCCCUGGCAACUAAUUAGCUCGGCUCCCAUAUUAGCGACAAUCGGUGCAGUCGGUAGACUCGACAUUGACCCACUUUCGGGUUACAUUUUUGGCAGAAAUGUGUUUUUGGCAAAAACAGCAAUGGGUGAGAGCUUCCAUCGUUGGUUCAGGUCAAUGCACAUGAGUCGCCGAGUGUAGCAUGUUUUUUCUUCGCUAUUGUUGUGCCAUGUGGGCGAUUAUACUGAUGAUGAUGAGGUUGACGAUGCCGAUGCCGGUGGUUUGGGUGGGCGGCCUGAAUUACCAUAUCAAAACAAUGCCCUGGAAAAAUUCGAGCCAAUAAAAAAGGGCAUUAUGCAAUCGCCGGUCUGUCUGUCUGUCUGCCUGCCUGCCUUCUAAGGGAAUAGCAACCAAUUUGCCAAAUGCGAGUUGGUUUUGUUUUUUUUUGGCACACGGGCAAGGUGAUAAGUUGGGGUGUACUCCGCAUUAGAGGAUUAGUUUGUGCCCAUCCCGCCGAGCGUGCAGAAGUCUUUCGGCAAUCGAAUCGCGUUUCAAACAUGCAACUAUUUCUUCUACUCCUUCUGGGAGCCUUGGGCUAUUCGUUGGCCUAUCCGCGCAGCUAUAGUUACGAGUAUCCCCGUCGAAGGUCCUACUCUGCCUCGAACGCCGGCAGUUCGUACAACUCGCUAGGCAGCCGGAAAGCCAGGGAGGAAAGUGCCACCACCAACAAGUCGGACAAGGAGAAUGCCAAGUUUGCCGGGGCUUCCAAUCAGGAGCUGGACGAAUCCGGUGACGAACGCACAUUGCUGCUCAAAAAGAAGCUGAAGAGAUUGGCGAGACCAUACUUGGGCGGAUAUGGCGGAUAUGGUGGAUACGGAGGAUACGGUGGAUAUGGCGGAUAUGGUGGAUAUGGAGGUGGUCCCUGUGGCCCUUUUGGACGUGAUGCCAAGGCUGGUCAGAAGGAUCCCGAUGAGCAGGGACGCUUUCUGUUCGACGUGAAUGUGGUGAAAGUCUAUCCCGGCGGAUGUCGUGGUUACGGAGGAGGUGGCCUCGGUGGCCUUGGUGGCCUUGGCGGAGGUCUCCUGUCCGAUCCCCUUCCCCCAGUUCAACCCAUUCCAGUGCCAGUGCGUCCAUAUGCUCCUUUUGCCACCUGGCUGUCGCUCUUUGCUCCGGGAAUUCUGAACUCUGCCACGGUGCCUGGUGUUCCCCUUAGAGAUCCACUAAGAGAUCCCGUUCGUCCGGCUGGGGAUCCGCAGAGCGAUCCUGAGGUGGAUCCCGCCUAUGCGGCACCACCUCCAGUGCGACGACCGGUUCCCAAUCGUGUCUACUACGAUUCUGCCGGAGCGCCUCCUGUGACACCUGCUCAAUUAGUUGGAGGCGUGGCCACCACCGUAAACGGAAUUAUUCAGCAAUUGACGGGUCAGGUGCAGCCAGUGUACCAAACGGGAGCCUAUCGGUCAAGGGAUCAGCGAUCGAGGGAUCAGCGAAGCAGCUACGGGUAGUCAGCUCUAAACGAAUUAUCAAGUAGCGAUAUAUUUAAAAAGUACAUAGGUUUAAGAAAUAAAAUAAGAACGAUUUUUUAUACAAUUUAUUUAAAAAAGUUUUUGAA
Molecule: messenger RNA, 1638 nt
Organism: Drosophila gunungcola (fruit fly)
Lineage: Eukaryota; Metazoa; Arthropoda; Insecta; Diptera; Drosophilidae
Exons: 2
Coding region: 452-1531 (359 amino acids)
Source: RefSeq, a predicted model, not a curated record